CACAAUUAAUUUUGAAAAGUCUCCAAGAAAAGGAACAAAGUUUCAUAUGUGCCAAAUUUUGCAACUUGAUGGGAUCGGAGAAGAGCUGCCAUCGCAAGAAUUUGACAAUUUCACCCCGAUGCCGAGAGAAGACGGUGAGUGUUCCUGUCCUGUUCUCAWGCAAGGUCUUUUGGUUACACUAAAAGRYCCUAUUACAUCAUUGAUCCRAGCCGUUCCUUGGGGAAAACCAUGCCAUUCCGGGCUUAUUGUAAUAUGASCAYUCAUGCUGGUGUUACUAUUAUUGACCAUAACAGUGGAAACCGCACCCUUGUUAAUGGAUUUAACAAGAAAGGGAGUUACAGACGAGACGUGGUGUAUGAUGGGAUAUCUAGCCUCGACCAACUACGAGCCUUGACYURCAUCUCGAAACACUGUGAGCAGUUUAUCAAAUACGAGUGCAACAACUCAAUGAUCUUUUUUCGCAACGGAGAACCUUAUUCGUGGCUUGUCUCGCACGAUGGACGUCAAUUACUUUACUGGGGAGGCGCAUCACGUGACAGCAAGAAAUGCGCUUGUGGCAUGACAAACAGCUGCGUUAAKAAAAAGGCGUGCAACUGCGAUGCAAACGACAGAGUGUGGCGAGAGGAUAGCGGCAUGUUAUCUUACAAAGAAGAUCUUCCAAUAAUAUCCCUCAGGUUUGGUGACACUGGUAUGGCCGAAAUGGGAUAUCACACGCUUGGCUCGCUGAAAUGCUAUGGAAUGGCAGAUCAUUGACCAUUUUCUAUUUAAUGUUUACAUAACUUGUUUUCACCAAAGAACUGAAAUUUUCUCAAAGUAUACGAGCUAUAAAUGUUCAUGAAUAGAUCUAUUAAAUUGAUUUUCUCGCUUUCUUCAUUCAGC
Messenger RNA from Exaiptasia diaphana, 879 nucleotides. RefSeq names its product contactin-associated protein-like 2. The coding region runs from base 229 to 753 and encodes 174 amino acids. The record is from RefSeq and is a predicted model, not a curated record. The transcript is spliced from 4 exons. NCBI's taxonomy places the organism in Eukaryota, Metazoa, Cnidaria, Anthozoa, Actiniaria, Aiptasiidae.